AUGAUCCACCCCUUGAGUUUGAUUCAGUGCAUAACGAGCUUCUUGCACUACUCCCUAGGGAAAAACGAGCUUUACGUUGACGUGCAAACGAUGAUUGCCAACCAGCAGAAGCCUAUGGCCAGUGAGGUGUUGUCGCAAAAUGCCAAUGCUUCCGGGCUUCAACCACGGCCUCAAGUGGUAAACAGUGUGCCACACCUGCAGGUACCACUCCCAACGUUCGAUGGGAAGUUGGAAAAUUGGUACGCAUUCAAAAGCAUGUUUCACACAGUGAUGAAUCGCUACCCAAAUGAAUCACCGGCAAUCAAGUUAUAUCACCUCAAAAAUUCGUUGAUAGGAGAAGCGUCGGGUAAGAUAGAUCAGGACAUUAUUAAUAAUAAUGAUUAUGAUUCCGCCUGGCGCAUGUUAGAAGAUGCCUACGAGGAUCAACGCUUGAUCAUAGAUACGCAUAUCGAUGCGCUCUUCAACCUUCCGAAAAUCACAAAAGAGAAUGGAGAAGAGUUGCGAAAAUUGGUUGAGUCCUGCAGUAAGCACGUCGAUGCGUUGAAAAACCAUGAUCUUCCAGUGGAAGGAUUAUCGGAAAUGAUGUUAAUCAAUAUCAUCAACAAACGACUGGAUAGAGAGACUAGGAAGCAAUGGGAGUCCUCGUUGUCCCGUGAUGAUCAACCAAGUUACGACGAGUUGAUUGAUUUUUUGAAGGAUCGUAGUCGCGUUCUUCAGAAACUUUCCAGUCAUGCGCAACCGAGCCAAACGCAGCCAGUUGCAAAAUCGAAGCAGCAAAAGGUCUUUGUGCAGACCAACAAAGAUAUUUGUCCAUGUUGCUCAGGCUCUCACAAUAUCUAUAAAUGUGAAAGUUUCAAGAAACUAUCAAUCCCCGAACGCUUCGAGAAGGUAAAAAGGGCGGGCCUGUGCUUUAAUUGCCUCCGCGCCGGGCAUCGCACAAUGGACUGUAAGACGGAUAAGCAGUGCAAGACCUGUAGCAAGCGGCACCACAGCUAUCUACACAACGAACGAGUUGAAGAUCCAAAGAAGCCGAACGACAGCAGCCAUCCGAAGAAUCCAGCGCAAGAAACGAAGAUCGAACCCGACAGCGGAAAUCCGGUGGAGGCACGUGCGGUAACCUGCUGUACACAAACGAAGAUGGCGACGAAGCAGAUUUUCCUGUCAACGGCGAAAGUACUAGUGAGUGGAUCCGGUAAUGUGACUACAACAUGUAGAGCGUUGCUGGAUUGUUGUUCGGAGUCGAACCUGAUAACGAAGAAGCUGGCGGAGAAACUGAACAUCAAGCCGUCGGUUAUAGACCCACCGAUUGCGAUUUGCGGUCUUAACGGAAUGACAACGAGCACCAACCAGAUCAUCCAAACCAAGGUAUCAUCUAGGGACGGCAAGUUUUUUGCUGUUCUCGACUUCCUGGUUACCCCUGCCAUCACUGAACUUCCUUCAGGUAAGAUAGAUACCUAUUCGUGGCCUCUCCCUGCUGGUAUUGAGCUGGCGGAUCCGUCAUUUAAUAUUCCUGACGAGGUCGACAUGAUAAUUGGCGCUGAGGUCUUUUAUGACGUGCUGAGACAAGGGCGUCUGAAGAUAGGCAGCGAUUUUCCUGUAUUAGCUGAGACGACGUUUGGGUGGGUUGUCAGCGGACCCGUAAAGACAGUACAAGCGACUUCGCGCAGAAGGAGAAUCUGCCAAAUGAACACGACCCAAGAAGACAUCAAUCGAACUUUGACAAGAUUCUGGGAGCUCGAAGCAGGAUACGUAACCAACAAGAUGACUGCAGAGGAGCGUACCGUAGAACAACAUUUCGAGGAAACACACUGCCGAAACAGCGAAGGGAGGUACGUAGUGAGGCUGCCUUUCAACGAUCUCCAGAAUCAGCUCGGCAAUUCGUAUGAAUAUGCCAAACUCCGGUGUAGCAGAUUAAUCAGCAGCUUCUCAAAGAAUCCGUCAAAGCAAAUUGCGUAUACCGAGUUCAUGAAUGAGUAUCGUCAACUGGGUCACAUGCAAGAGGUCAGCGAUAAUCCCGACCGAGGUUACUUUCUCCCACAUCAUGCGGUGUAUAAAGAAAGUAGCUCAACCACGAAAACCAGAGUGGUUUUCGAUGCAUCUGCUGCAACGACAAGCGGUGUGUCUUUAAACGAUACGCAACUAGUACAGGUGCAUCCAGAUGAUCGACAGUACCAGCGGAUCGUGUGGCUGAAUGACAAGGGCGAAUUGGCUACGUUCGAGCUUACAACCGUCACCUACGGUUGCUCCAGCGCUCCAUAUCUCGCCACAAGAAGCUUGAUACAGCUAGCAGCAGACGAGGGUGAAGAUUUUCCACUGGCGGCGCGAGCAGUGAAAAAGGACAGCUAUAUAGAUGAUUUCAUCACUGGAGGACGAACGGCUAUCGAAGUCGUUCAGAUGUACGAGCAGCUGAAAGAGAUGCUGAAACGAGGCGGCUUCGGAGUACACAAGUUCUGCUCCAACAGCCCUGAAGUGUUACGAGCCAUACCGGAUGAACUGCAAGAAAAAAAGUGGAUUUUGAGUCGUCAGAGUUGA
Molecule: messenger RNA, 2532 nt
Organism: Aedes albopictus (Asian tiger mosquito)
Lineage: Eukaryota; Metazoa; Arthropoda; Insecta; Diptera; Culicidae
Exons: 3
Coding region: 1-2532 (843 amino acids)
Molecular function (GO): nucleic acid binding; zinc ion binding
Source: RefSeq, a predicted model, not a curated record